CCAAAGAAAAACAAGUUGGCAAGGCACCCAGCUGAUUUUUAUUAAAUGGUCGCUAUUAUAUCUAGAGCAUCUUCAAAACCAAAACAAUUUGUCAUGCUUAUCAGGUUAUACUGCUACAAUAACAAAAAACAUCGACUUUAAAAUGGAGCAGGUCCAAGGGAAAGAGAAACCACAAUUAGAAGACGAGGACAUUCAAGUGGACGAUGCGGCCCAAGUUACAGAGGAGUAUCUAGUAAAAGAAGAAUACGAAAUGGACGAGGACUUUGGGAUUCAGUUUGUGAUGGAAACCCCUCAACCACCUAUCAACCAAUUGGCCGAGAUCAGCCAACGGGUUUGGGACUUAGAAAACGCAAUGGAGGCGAACACGAAGCAGCUGGCGGAGAACACAAAGCAGGUUGCAAAGAUGGCGGCCUUGUUGGAGUUAUUUUUAUUCAAAGGGAAGGCGAAGGAUGUGGCUGUAGCUGUGGAAGUAAAGUUCCCAGUCGCAUCGGAAGAGGACCUUGUAGCUUUAGAGCUUAAAAUAAGCUCACAGUUAAAAGAACGCUACAUGGAAGCAAUAACAAAAAUCUUAAAGAGCAAGCAUUUGUCCAAGGCAAUCAAGGGCGUUUUGACGGAACCGCUCUUGUGCGCCUACAACAUAGACGGGCUUAACGGGAAGAAGUCUUUAAAAGCAUUUCCCAAAUUCUUUUCCGUUCUGAUUGAUAGCAUAAGCACAUUACCAGGCCAGCAGCCAGCGGAGAAGGCCUUGGCCCACGCACUGUCAUGUGCGAAAAAUAAUGCAAAUAAAAAAAGGAAAAAAUUAAUGGAAAUAAAAAAUUAAUACACAAGCUUCCAGAAUCCAAAGAUUACGCCAAGAUGUGCUACACAAUACCCACGUAAAACUAACCAGAGAGGACCGUCCCAAAAGAAAGCCUCCAUUCCGGUUGCCCAGAGCAGUGAAGGAUUCUGGUUACUUUAUUACUAAACAAAGUUGAAUUUUCUGUAAUCUCUAAAUAUCGUUGCUCUGUGGCUGUAGCCACAAUGUCGCAUAAUUAUCGCUCGAUCUUUGAAAAUAUUUUUCAACAUUAUGUAAGAAUAUCUUCUUUCCAAAAAUAAUAGAAGUUUUUGGUAUAUUCGUGUACUAAUUUAAAAUAUUUAUUUUAUAUAAGGGUAUGAGUAAAUAUGUUUUAAGUGUAUGCAUUACAUAAAUUCAUGUUCGCUACUAGUACGGAGACGUUAAGAUAGAGCUUGAAUAUGUAUCGGAAGGGUAAAAAUUGAUUUAUGCAUAUAAAAUCUGUAGUUACAAUAAAAAUAAAAUUAUAUAAUAAGUAAAUCACUGUCUGACAGUCUAGAAAA
Messenger RNA from Drosophila yakuba, 1335 nucleotides. RefSeq lists its product as uncharacterized. The coding region runs from base 143 to 820 and encodes 225 amino acids. The record is from RefSeq and is a predicted model, not a curated record. NCBI's taxonomy places the organism in Eukaryota, Metazoa, Arthropoda, Insecta, Diptera, Drosophilidae. The transcript has 5 exons.